Molecule: messenger RNA, 2120 nt
Organism: Panicum virgatum (switchgrass)
Lineage: Eukaryota; Viridiplantae; Streptophyta; Magnoliopsida; Poales; Poaceae
Product: 2-(3-amino-3-carboxypropyl)histidine synthase subunit 2-like
Exons: 10
Coding region: 114-1688 (524 amino acids)
Biological process (GO): protein histidyl modification to diphthamide
Molecular function (GO): 2-(3-amino-3-carboxypropyl)histidine synthase activity
Source: RefSeq, a predicted model, not a curated record
CGAGACGCCAACUCACAACUGGAGCAGCAGUCUUGCUCAGUUGCUCUCUCCUUCCCCGUUGCGCCGCCCCCUUCUCUUCCGGCGGCGGGCGACCUCCCGAACCCCCGUCGACCAUGGAGGCCGACAUCGGCUCCAGGUACGAGAUUCCCCGGACCGCGGAGUUCCUCCGGGCGCGCGCCUACACCAGGGUCGCCCUCCAGUUCCCCGACGAGAUGCUCAAGGACGCCGCGGCGGUGUCAAGGGCGCUGCGGCGGGAGCUCGCCUCCUCCGGCGGCGGCGGGGUCAGGGUGUUCGUGAUGGCCGACACGGCGUACAACUCCUGCUGCGUCGACGAGGUGGGCGCGUCACACAUUGACGCGCAGUGCGUCGUCCACUACGGCCACGCUUGCAUGAGCCCAACAUCAAAUUUGCCAGCUUUCUUCGUACUUGGGAAGGCACCACUGGAUGUCCAUGCCUGUGCCAGCUCAAUGCUGGAGUGCUCAAGGAAAGGCAAUAAGCAUAUUCUGGUUGUAUAUGGACUGGAGUAUGCAUAUGCAUUGGAUGACCUUAGACGAACUUUUGAAGAGUUACACAAAUCAAAUUCCUGCAAUUCUGAAGUCAAGUAUGCAGACGUUCUGUGUUCAGUUAUGAGCCCAUCAUCAAGUACUGCAGAUGAAAAUGAUUAUCCUCAAUCGAGUGGAAACUCUUGCCAUGUAGAUUUGUCAAUAAAGAGUGAUGUGUCAACAUUUCUUAGUAAUCGUUUUACCAUGGAAUGUUCUAGUUCCACACACAAAUACAGCCUUGGUGGUGUUACAUGGAAUAUUUCACCUCAGGAAAAAAUGGAGGACUAUAUAAUAUUUUGGAUUGGACAAGAUAAUCCGGCAUUUGCCAACAUUGUGCUGACCUUCAAUAAAUGUGAAAUAGUUAGACAUGAUGCAAUAAAAAAUCAACUCUCAACAGAUGUCUCUCAUCUGAUGAAAGUUCUUAGGCGAAGAUAUUACCUUGUGGAGAAGGCAAAGGAUGCAAAUAUUAUUGGCAUUUUAGUGGGAACUCUUGGUGUUGCUGGUUAUCUUCAUAUAAUUGAACAUCUGAAAGAAGUGAUCAGGGCUGCUGGAAAGAAAUCUUAUACAUUGGUCAUGGGCCGGCCUAAUUCUGCAAAACUUGCAAAUUUUCCUGAGUGCGAAGUUUUUGUUUAUGUUUCUUGUGCCCAAACUGCUCUACUGGAUAGCAAAGAUUUUUUAGCUCCAGUUAUUACACCUUUUGAAGCUGUAUUAGCUUUUAGCAGGGGAAGAGAGUGGACUGGUGAAUAUCUUUUGGAUUUCAAGGAUUUGAUCACUUCAGAGAAACAAGAAGUUACAAGCGCAACAGAAGCACGGUUUUCCUUUAUCAAAGGUGCCUAUGUGGAAGAUAACUGCACUCAAGUCACAUGUUCUUCAUUCAAUUGUUUGCCCCCAACAGAAUGUAUGGAACAAUCAGAAACAUCACUUACACUAGCUGAGGUAACAGAAAAGGCACUAAGCAUCCAAAACCAGAACAACGACGCUGUCCUUUACCAAGGAAGAGCAAUGUCCUCAAUCGACUACCUCAAGGCACGUUCAUACCGUGGUCUAACUGGAGAUUAUGAGGGUCCAGCACCUGAUUCAAUCUUGGUGGGCAGAACGGGGAGGGCAGCUGGUUACAAUGACGAGAAAACACGAAGUGCACAAUGAUGGCAUUUGGCAGUUAAUCAGUUACUAAAGGUUUCUGGUGAGGAAAACACACAGAGUUCACUUGCACCCUGAAAGGUUCACCAUUCUGCAAUACCUGUUUUAUUUUUAUUGGGAAAGAUAGAUUUACAGACGACCGUGCAUUUAUCGUUGGUGUGCAAUACCUGUUUCUAAGGGGAAGGGGAACAAACCUUUGGAUGCAGUUCUCUCAGGAGGCACUUUUUCUGUUAGAAACUAGCGCAUUCGGAGAGUCAGUUUUGAUAGUCAAACAGCCUUGCAGAUUCCAGAAACUGGCAUGAUUUCAGAAGUUACAGAAGAUAUACGUGGUUUGCCACCCGUUCUGUAAUUGUCCCUAUAUAUGUUUGUACAAGACAAUUUGCCCUAUAUAUUCUUAUUGGCAAUUUCUUAAUGGACCAUUUGGUAAUCCUUUACACC